AUUACCAUUGUGGCCGUGCGUGGGCAGCGAUGACUAAAUGAAACACCCUUUCUAAAAGGAAUUCGAGACAGUUGUGUUUGGGUUGUCUAAAUGGCUUUGAUCCGGCUAGUGUUCCACAGUACAUUGUGGCUCAUAACUCAAGCCAAUAUAGUAUAGCACAUAAAUUUGUUGUAAAUUUGACUUGACAUUUUAAAAAACUCAGUCAUCUAUGUUCCACGAAGUACUGUGAAGGCACUCUUGUUACUGUAUGGGAUUUGGAGCACUACCGAUUUUUAUACUAAUAGUUAAGUCCUGUGUGGAGCUUUGGAAGACUUGUCUGCUGUAGCUUUAUUGGACUCCUGUACCAGAAAUUACUGGGCAUUGAACUUUGACCCUUUAGAAGUUAUAACCUUCCAGAGAAAGCCUAUCCUCUCCACUUCAGCCUCAAGUGAGGAAGGACACAGAUGCCAAGACUGCCUUACUUUAUGUAUCCAUAAUUUUUCAUAGCUAUAGUGGGGCACACUUGUGCCCAUUGCAGUGUCUCCAAGGGCAUUAAUUAGAAAUCCUCUAGCUUAGGCAAAUUUUUUCCCCGAAAAUCCCUAGAUUUUAAAUUUUGACAAAAAUCCCUAGACUGUGUCAUAAAAAUCCUUAAAAUUUUAUUAAUCAUGUCCAAAAUUUGUAGAUUUGACCACUCCUUUGUGAAUUAUUUGAAACCACACCUCUUUUGACCAUGAAUAUAAUUCAUUAUGCUGUGAGUAUAAUUAUUUUCUUAUAAAUAUCAUUAAUUUAAGGCCAUGAGAAAAAUCCCUAGAUUUUGGGUAAUUUAAAAAAAUCCUCUCCCUAAUCCCCAGAUGGGCAAAAUUCCCCAAAUCUAGGGGAAAAUCCCCAAAUAUGGAGACACUUGCCCGAUCUUCUAUGAAUAUCACUGUGGUGACCACAUGCUUAUGUGUUUUUUAGUUCUCACGUGGCACUCACAGGAGUAAACAAAAUGGCUGCCCUUACGUUGGCUACUACUUUGCUUUGCCAAUUGGAAUAUUUCUCCCACUAAGAUUGGCCCUCAAAAUGUCAUGAGGUCAGGUUCUUCUUAGAAUUCCUUUCAUCUGAAAGUCAAUCACUACAAGCCAAUUAAAGCAUGGUUCCCUCGUUCUUUAACUAAUACAUACAUGCAAAUAUAUUCAUAAUCACGACCUCAUAAUUAGUUUAAAUCACCUAUUUUUGUGAUUACAGCUAUUGGGAACGACUCAGGCUUUGCCCUUGGAUUCCAAAUAGCUGUAAUACCACCAAUUUGUUUUGAUGUGUAGCCUAUGUUGUAUCUUUCUCUUUGCAUAGUCAGUGGUACAUCUAAUUUGUACCAAUCACCUAUAAGUUUUAGCUAUUAUGUGUACCCUUUGUAACUUGUUAUUUCAUAUUUUUUGUUAUAAGUUUCAAUGUAGGCUAGAUGGCUGAAGUUCGAAAUCAUGAUUUAUUAUCGUCUUGAUUAGUUUAUCAUUAUUAGUUACAUGUACAUUUCUCUGUGUAGUACUCUUCUAUCCUUUUGUAUUUUGACAGGAUGGAGAAGUAGUUGAUAGAAUUAAUGGAGCUAAUUUACCAGAUAUUUCUCGGAAAAUUCAAUCUCUAGGUGAAAAUAUUGUGGAUGUGGCUAAACCGUUAGAUAAUUUACAAAAGGCUCUGAAUGUUCGUUUGAAAAGUUUGGUUUCUGCUUCAUCUUGUGUUUUAUUUAUGAAGGGAACCCCCGAGCACCCUCGUUGUGGCUUUAGCAAGCAAAUGGUAUCCAUUCUGCAAAAUUUAAAUGCUGAUUUUUCAUCAUUUGAUGUGUUACAGGAUUUAGAGGUUAGAAAUGGUCUGAAAGAAUUUUCAAAUUGGCCAACAUAUCCUCAGUUGUAUGUGAAGGGAGAAUUUAUUGGAGGACUUGAUAUUAUCAAAGAUUUAAAUGAAAGUGGUGAGCUUAUUAAAGUAGUCCCUAAAGUAAUGCCGCUUGAUGAAAGACUCAAAAUCCUUACUUCUCAAUCACACAUUAUGUUGUUCAUGAAAGGUACCCCGGAUAACCCAAAGUGUGGUUUUAGUAAAGCAAUUUGUAGCAUUUUGAAGGAGAUUGAUGUUCAAUUUGAAGCUUAUGAUAUACUCGAAGAUGAAGAUAUACGUCAGGGGCUCAAAACCUAUUCAAACUGGCCAACAUAUCCACAACUGUAUGCCAAUGGCAAUUUUCUUGGUGGAUUAGAUAUUGUUAGAGAUUUACAUAGCUCUGGUGAACUAGUCACUGCUUUGCAGAAGCCUUAACAAAAUGUUUUCUUUUUCUUCUAAUAGCAUUAAUGCAUGUACAUUAA
Molecule: messenger RNA, 2303 nt
Organism: Amphimedon queenslandica
Lineage: Eukaryota; Metazoa; Porifera; Demospongiae; Haplosclerida; Niphatidae
Product: glutaredoxin-3-like
Exons: 8
Coding region: 1699-2256 (185 amino acids)
Biological process (GO): intracellular iron ion homeostasis
Cellular component (GO): cytosol; nucleus
Source: RefSeq, a predicted model, not a curated record